Mirounga angustirostris (Northern elephant seal) is the source of this 4892-nucleotide messenger RNA. It is a transcript of the gene JAK3, whose product is annotated as Janus kinase 3. Gene Ontology annotation, cellular component: cytosol; cytoskeleton; membrane. Gene Ontology annotation, biological process: cytokine-mediated signaling pathway; cell differentiation; cell surface receptor signaling pathway via JAK-STAT. NCBI's taxonomy places the organism in Eukaryota, Metazoa, Chordata, Mammalia, Carnivora, Phocidae. The transcript has 24 exons. The record is from RefSeq and is a predicted model, not a curated record. Gene Ontology annotation, molecular function: ATP binding; non-membrane spanning protein tyrosine kinase activity; growth hormone receptor binding. The coding region runs from base 93 to 3479 and encodes 1128 amino acids.
CAGGAAGGAGCCAACUGGGACUUUCCUCCGGCUGCUGCCCGGCUCUACCCUCCUGUCCUUAGCCCAGGCUUCCCAGCUGCCAGGCUACACCUAUGGCGCCUCCAAGCGAGGAGACACCCUUGAUUCCUCAGCGCUCCUGCAGCCUCUCGUCUUCAGAAGCUGGUGCCCUGCACGUGCUGCUGCCCCCUCGGGGCCCUGGACCCCCACAGCGCUUAUCCUUCUCCUUUGGGGACCAUUCAGCUGAAGAGCUGUGUGUUUGGGCUGCUAAGGCCAGUGGCAUCCUGCCUGUGUACCACUCCCUCUUUGCUCUGGCCACGGAGGACCUGUCCUGCUGGUUCCCCCCAAGCCACGUCUUCUCCGUGGAGGACCCGGGCACCCAAGUUCUGGUCUACAGGCUCCGCUUUUACUUCCCCAACUGGUUUGGGCUAGAGAAGUGCCACCGCUUCGGGCUACGAAAGGACUUGGCCAGCGCCAUCCUUGACCUACCAGUCCUGGAGCACCUCUUCGCCCAGCACCGGAAUGACCUGGUGAGCGGCCGCCUCCCUGUGGGCCUCAGUCUCAAGGAGCAGGGUGAAUGUCUCAGCCUGGCGGUGCUGGACCUGGCCCGGAUGGCCCGCGAGCAGGCUCAGCAGCCUGAGGAGCUGCUGAAAACUGUCAGCUACAAGGUCUGCCUGCCUCCCGACCUGCGCGACCUGAUCCAGGGCCUGAGGUUCGUGACGCGGAAGCGCAUCCGCAGGACUGUGCGCCGGGCCCUGCGCCGCGUGACCGCCUGCCAGGCUGACAGGCACUCGCUCAUGGCCAAAUACAUCAUGGACCUGGAGAGGCUCGACCCGGCCAGGGCGGUAGAGACCUUCCUCGUGAGCCUCCCCGGGGCUGCUGGUGGUCAGGAUGCGCAGGGGCUGCUCCGAGUGGCUGGCGACACCGGCAUCGCCUGGAGUCCAGGAGGACAAGAGGCCCUCCAGCCCUUCUGCGACUUUCCAGAAAUUGUGGACAUCAGCAUCAAGCAGGCUCCGCGUGUUGGCCCGGCCGGGGAGCACCGCCUGGUCACCGUCACCAGGACAGACAACCAGAUCCUGGAGGCCGAGUUCCCGGGGCUGCCCGCCGCGUUGUCCUUCGUGGCGCUAGUCGACGGCUACUUCCGGCUGACCUCCGACUCCCGGCACUUCUUCUGCAAGGAGGUUGCGCCGCCGCGGCUGCUGGAGGAGGUGGCCGAGCAGUGCCACGGCCCCAUCACCCUGGAUUUUGCCAUCAACAAGCUCAAGACUGGGGGCUCACUUCCUGGCUCCUACGUUCUCCGCCGCAGUCCCCAGGAUUUUGAUUGCUUCCUCCUCACUGUCUGUGUCCAGACCCCCCUGGGUCCUGAUUACAAGGGCUGCCUCAUCCGGCGUGACCCCACGGGAACCUUGUCCCUGGCUGGCCUUGGCCGUCCCCACAGCAGUCUCCGAGAGCUCUUGGCAGCCUGCUGGGACGGCGGGCUGCACGUGGACGGGGUUGCGCUGAACCUCACCUUCUGCUGCACCCCCAAACCCAAAGAAAAGUCCAACCUGAUUGUGGUGCGGAGGGAUUGUAGCACGCCCACAUCAUCCCCUGUUCGGUUCCAGUCCCACUGCCAGCUGAGUCAGAUGACAUUUCACAAGAUCCCUGCUGACAGCCUGGAGUGGCAUGAGAACCUGGGUCAUGGGUCCUUCACCAAGAUUUACCGAGGUUGUCGCCACGAGGUCGUGGAGGGGGAGGUCCGGGAGACGGAGGUGCUGCUCAAAGUGAUGGAUGCCAAGCAUAAAAACUGCAUGGAGUCAUUUCUGGAAGCAGCGAGUUUGAUGAGCCAAGUGUCAUACCAGCAUCUCGUGUUGCUCCACGGCGUGUGCAUGGCUGGAGACAGUAUCAUGGUGCAGGAAUUUGUACACCUGGGAGCGCUGGACACCUACCUGCGCAAGUCUGGCCACCUGGUGCCAGCCAGCUGGAAGCUGCAGGUGAUCAAACAGCUGGCCUAUGCCCUCAACUAUCUGGAAGACAAAGGCCUCCCCCAUGGCAAUGUCUCAGCCCGGAAGGUGCUCCUGGCUCGCGAAGGGGCUGAUGGGAACCUGCCCUUCAUCAAGCUGAGUGACCCUGGUGUCAGCCCCUCUGUGCUAAGCCGGGACAUGCUCACUGACAGGAUCCCCUGGGUGGCCCCCGAGUGUCUCCAGGAGGCCCGGACACUCGGCUUGGAAGCUGACAAGUGGGGUUUUGGUGCCACAGCCUGGGAGGUGUUCAGCGGGAUCCCGAUGCCCAUCAGCACCCUGGAUCCCGCCAAGAAGCUCCAGUUUUAUGAGGAACGGCAGCACCUGCCUGCCCCCAAGUGGACGGAGCUGGCCAUACUGAUCCAGCAGUGCAUGGCCUAUGAGCCAGGCCAGAGACCCUCCUUCCGUGCCAUCAUCCGUGACCUGAACAGCCUCAUCACUUCAGAUUACGAGCUCCUCUCAGACCCCACGCCCGGCGCCUUGGCGCCCCGUGAUGGGCUGUGGAAUGGCGCCCAGCUCUACGCCUACCAGGACCCUACCAUUUUUGAGGAGAGACACCUCAAGUACAUCUCACAGCUGGGCAAGGGCAACUUCGGCAGCGUGGAACUGUGCCGCUAUGACCCGCUGGGCGACAACACGGGCGCCCUAGUGGCAGUGAAGCAGCUGCAGCACAGCGGGCCAGACCAACAGAGGGACUUCCAGAGGGAGAUCCAGAUCCUCAAAGCCCUCCACAGCGACUUCAUUGUCAAGUACCGCGGAGUCAGCUAUGGCCCAGGCCGCCAGAGCCUGCGGCUGGUGAUGGAGUACCUGCCCAGCGGCUGCCUGCGCGACUUCCUGCAGCGGCAUCGCGCGCGCCUCGCCGCCAGCCGCCUGCUCCUUUACGCCUCGCAGAUCUGCAAGGGCAUGGAGUACCUGGGCUCCCGCCGCUGCGUGCACCGCGACCUGGCCGCGCGUAACAUCCUGGUGGAGAGCGAGACGCACGUCAAGAUCGCCGACUUUGGCCUCGCCAAGCUGCUGCCGCUCGACAAAGACUACUACGUGGUCCGCGAGCCCGGCCAGAGCCCCAUCUUCUGGUACGCCCCGGAGUCCCUCUCUGACAAUAUCUUCUCGCGCCAGUCCGACGUCUGGAGCUUCGGGGUCGUCCUGUACGAGCUUUUCACCUACGGCAACAAGAGUUGCAGCCCCUCAGCCUCACUGGCGGCCCCUCCUCCUUCCUUCACGGAUGGCACCUCUCCCACCACGGGCGCUCCCUCUUGGCCCCAGGAGUUCCUGCGGAUGAUGGGAUGUGAUGGAGAUGUCCCGGCCCUCUGCUGCCUCCUGGAGCUGCUGGCUGAGGGCCAGAGGCUGCCUGCACCUCCUGCCUGCCCUGGUGAGGUUCAUGAGCUCAUGAAGCUGUGCUGGGCCUCUAGCCCGCAAGACCGGCCAACAUUCAGUGCCCUGGGCCCCCAGCUGGAUGCACUAUGGAGUGAAAGCCGGAGCUAGCAGAGUGUGAAACUCAUACCUUCCCUGCUUGUCCGGAGGGAGAAACGCACUCACUUCAUUUUUAUAUCUCCUGCACACCUACCUCUGGGUUCUGGUCUUUGUGAACUGGCUGUGUGACCUUGGGCAGGAGGUUGCCCCUCUCUGGGCUUCCUGCUUCACAGAGAGCCUCAGGGGGCAAAUGACAUUGCAUUUGAGGGGCAUCCCUGGCUUGUGGGGCAACAGUAGUCUUGUGGCCUCAGGAACUUGUAAAAAUUCAAGAUGAGGGCGCCUGGGUGGCUCAGUCGUUAAGCGUCUGCCUUCGGCUCAGGUCAUGAUCCCAGGGUCCUGGGAUCGAGCCCCGCAUCGGGCUCCCUGCUCGGCGGGAAGCCUGCUUCUCCCUCUCCCACUCCCUCUGCUUGUGUUCCCUCUCUUGCUGUGUCUCUCUCUGUCAAAUAAAUAAAAUAAAAUCUUUAAAAAAAAAAAUUCAAGAUGAAUGCCUUGGUGGGGCCUGCUGUGCCUUGAGCCCAGAAUCUAGGAGCCAAAUUUAAGCCCCUCCCAUCUUUCUAUCCUCUCAGGUUUUGGCCCUGAGCUUCCUGUCUCAGUGAAGACCUUGCAGAUCUUUAAAUACAUGAUCUCCGGCUUCUGUUCCAACAGCCCUCUUUUGCUGGAGGAAGCCACAGACAAAAGCAGUUGCCCUGGUUGGAAAUUCACUUUCUGGGGGGGAGCCUGCGUGACUUUUUGGGCUUGUGUGAGGAGCCAGGAGAGGCUGGGGUCCCAGUCCACCCUAACUGUACCAGAGCGUCCCGGGCCUUCCAUUUGCCCACUUGAAUACUGGGACCCUUUCUAUCCCGACCAGAGGGUCACUCAGUUGAUGACGCUGGAGCCUUACAGGAGCUUUUCAGCAGCUGAGGGAAGGAAAGGCAUUCUUGGCAGAGGGAACAACAUGGUGAGAGUGAGGAGGUUCAGAGUACAGAGGUUAAGAGCCCAGCUGUUGGAGCCCACGGUUCUGCCACUUAAUUGCCGUAUGAUGGUGGGCAACUUGUCUCCCCUACUGGGUCUCAGUUCCAUCCCCUGUACAAUGGGCAGAUAAAUGGUGCUGGCUUCUUGCUGUACACAGGCAGCUUCUGGAGGCUGGUGAGAAGGCAUCUGGUGCAGGUUAAGCCCCUCCCCCCCCAACUCCUCACCUGCCUGCAGUCUUUUCUAUCACUUUUGCCCCCUGGAAAACUCUUAUUUAUCUCUCGAAACCCCAGCUGUCACCUCCCUGCAGCCUUCCCUGGCAUGUUCCCGCCACUCCUCACCUGCCGUGUACUUACCUCUGACCCCAGGACUGGGGUCUCUGUCCAGAUCCCUCUCCUCUGACCUGGAGGCUCUCUGGGGGCUGGGAUGGAACAGGUACAAAGGGGACUCUGGGAGCGUUUGUUUAAUGAAUAAAGU